Molecule: messenger RNA, 594 nt
Organism: Lodderomyces orthopsilosis Co 90-125
Lineage: Eukaryota; Fungi; Ascomycota; Pichiomycetes; Serinales; Debaryomycetaceae
Gene: HET1
Product: Het1p
Exons: 1
Coding region: 1-594 (197 amino acids)
Biological process (GO): ceramide transport; intermembrane lipid transfer
Cellular component (GO): membrane; cytosol; cytoplasm
Molecular function (GO): ceramide 1-phosphate transfer activity; ceramide 1-phosphate binding
Source: RefSeq, a predicted model, not a curated record
AUGUCCACAUUCUUUGAUGAAAUGCAAAAGUCAUUUGCCGACGUGAAAAUCACCGACGGUAAGAUCGACACCUCAGAUUUCUUACAAGCUUCCGAGUCACUUGUCAAAUUAUUUGAUUUAUUAGGAUCAACUGCAUUUGUUGUUGUGCAAAAUGAUAUGAAUGGUAACAUAGCCAAGAUCCGUAAAAAAUUAUUGGAAGACCCGGCCAACGCAUCCACUUUACAAGAUUUGAUUCUAACUGAAUCGAAAACCAAGACCAAGACUGCCACUCAGGGGUUAUUAUGGUUAUCACGAGGUUUACAAUUCACAGCACAAGCAAUGAGAGAAACUAUUGAUCAACAAACUAAAGAAUUGACUACUACUUUUACUGAUGCUUAUAGUAAAACUUUGUCAAAGUAUCAUGGUAUGUUCGUUAAACCAGUUUUCAAACUUGCCAUGCAAGCAUGCCCUUAUAGAAAGGAUUUCUUUGCUAAGUUGGGAGCUGAUCAAACCAAAGUUGCUGAGCAGUUGAAGGUUUGGUUGGAAGCUUUGGAGAAGAUUGUCAAGAUUAUUUUUGACUUUUUUGCAUCGGGAAACUAUGGUAAGGGAUUAUAA